Aureococcus anophagefferens is the source of this 2181-nucleotide messenger RNA. RefSeq lists its product as hypothetical. The record is from RefSeq and is a predicted model, not a curated record. Gene Ontology annotation, biological process: mRNA splicing, via spliceosome. Bases 1 to 2181 code for a protein of 726 amino acids. The transcript is spliced from 9 exons. Gene Ontology annotation, molecular function: protein binding. Lineage: Eukaryota; Pelagophyceae; Pelagomonadales; Pelagomonadaceae.
AUGGUGCUCGGCAUUAUCCUGAGCCACGACGUCUUCUUGGUCAAAAGCACGGAGCAAGCAAGCCCAACACAAUUUAGUUUAGCGAGGACUAGUUCGGAAGGCCGACUCGGGAUUUCGAUCGAAAGCAUGGCUGACGAGUCAGAUGACGAGGUAAUUUUCAUUUUAGCAUCAGCAUCUUCGGUGUCUCAAUUGAAAUGCGGUGCGCUCCAUUCGGAGAUGUCAGUCAGCGACAAUUCAAAGCUGACACCCGGCCCUGAACUUCCUGUGGCAGAACACGAGCUAGCAAAGUGGGAGCGAGAAUUGCCCGAAUUCCAACACUACCUGCUGUUCAUGCGUUAUGGGCUGACUUUGUGUGAUUGCGAACCUCAUCUUACUAGUACUGAACCGCGCUUCUGGGCGCCAGGUGGCAUCUCACCAAGACCGCACUCCGACAGCAUGAAGUCCUGGCUUGUGCACGAACACGUCCACGUGGACGUCCACCAAAAGCACGCCUUGGCACUUGGAAAAGUCUCAGUCACGGACCACGUAUUCAGCAAGCAGCGUCGAGAAGGAGCAGCCAGACAUAUUGACUAUUUUUCUCUCUCAAGGUCCACAAUAUCCACCCCUUCUCUGCGUGCAUUUGCCACUGGUAAAUCUAUGAAUGAGACCUCACCGUGCACUGCCGCUUUCUUAGAUAAACUGUAUUCCAAGAAACAAUCCCUCUUGAUCAACUGUGGUGGUUUUCAGGCCUAUCUGCGGAAACUUCAUACGAGACAUCACCAUCGCGCAGAGUCGAGCGUAGUAGUCCACCAAUGCAGCAUGCAUCAAACUCAUCAACCACGCAAUGCACUGGCCAGAAAUAUUACAUACGUCGCCUUUUGGGUCUGGCUGAGGCUCUAUCGUGCAGCUUGCGACACACAACCGUAUGCUUCCCAGGGCUGGCUCGAGCUGUCGAGGAUGGAGGAAGAACGCGGGCAUCAGACAAAAGCUGCCCUUGUUGUUCGACGGGGGCUAGAGUUUUGCUCGCUAUCCGACACGUUGCUCAUGCGAGCCAUCAAGCAUGCCGAGAAGCUCGAUACUGUAGAUGCAGCGCGUGCAUUAUUGGCACCUCUGAAACAUGUCCCAAUCGAGAAGGUUUGGCGCGCAGUUCUGGAAGGUGCACUUCUUGAGGCAAGGUGUGGAAAUACCGGCGUGUCUCGAAAGGUGUUUAAAUUCUUGAUGGAACGUGUGUCGUGGUAUGGACCGAUUUUCUUUGAAGCAUACCGUCUAGAGGAGAGAUCAGGCGAGGACUCGGCGGCGCUGGAUAUUAUUGACAGGGGGCUGCUUCAAAUUCCUCGCUAUGGUCCGAUUUGGUUUGGGGCGUUUCGCGUUUGCGAGCGCCUUGAUGCUGCUACUGAUGCAGAUGUUGCUGUUGCGGGUGGUCCGGUUAGGACGCGUCUGAUGCUGGAUCGAGCCCUUCACUUUAUCAGUAAGGAGCUUGUUUGGAAGGUACAUUUUGAAGCAGCACAGAUGGAGGAACGAGCUGCAGCUCGAUUAGUCGUACAAACAAGGAAUGAGCCUGAUCUCAGAAGGGCACGGAGGCGAUAUGUUCAGUCAGUUGCCGCAUGUCCAAUGAAUCUCCGCUGGAAAGUCUGGCUCGCUGGUGGUCUCAUGGAACUUAGUGCCAACCACCUUGACUAUGCUGUGCUCGGUCAGCGCUGGGUGCUUAUGGUAGUCUUGUUUGCUCGAGCUCUUAAAGAGGCUCCUUCAAAGUCUCGAUUCAUAGUUUGCCUGGAAUGUGCUAGGCUCGAAGAGAAAUGGACACAUAAAAUAUCGAAAGAACAACUCAUGCACGCCGUCGAUGCUGAAGCCGCGGACCGCCUAGAUCUCAGAUGCGCUAAUGCUGAUCCGAACUAUGGUGCCAUGUGGUUCGAGUGUCGCCAUGGACCAGCUGACACGGCGCGAAUAAUUCUUGCAAGGGCCCGCUCUAAUCUUGUUCAGGAGAUAUGUGUGCAUCAGCAUGUCUACGCUGCAGCAAUCGCGCACUGGAGGCACGGUGAAGACGCUGUACCUAACACGCAUUUGGAAGCAAACCUGGCCCUAAAUUACAAGGACUCUGACUUCACCACUGGCCUUGUCGAGCGGAAUCGUCUCGAACUCAACAAGUGUGACAGCAAACGCAGGUUCCAAAUUCUGUUUGGAUCUGACUGUAUACUCCCCUGA